AUGAAUCACCAAAACAACAGGAGUUACUAUUAAUUAAACACAUCUAACAUAUUAUCAACAAAAAGAGUUCCAAGCUUGACACCUCCUAAAAAUUAUCAUAAUAGUAACUCUAAAGAUAAAAUGUAUUGAAAUAAUUGUUGAAUUAGAACUAAAUAAAUUAAAGAUAAGGCUGCAAAUAGUAUAUUAAAAGCAGAAGGAUUAAAUUUUCCAAUUCAAAAUGCAUUGUUUUUAUAGCAAUAAAAUACAAUUUUAUCAGCUCGAAAAGCUACAAUAAAUUUGAGUGAGAGUUCUGAUAAACUUAGAAAAACAUCACCCAAUUAAAAGUAUUAUAUUAAACUAUUUAAGAUCUCCAAAUAACCCUAGAUUGUCGACUAUGUAAAAGAAUAAAUAAAUCAGCAUCUCGUAAUCUUAAUAAGCAAUUGCUUAGGUCUUAGCUAAAAUGUAAGAAAAUGAUAAUAUAUCUUACAUCAACAAAUAAUGUAUUAUAAAUAGAUUGAAUUAGUGUACUAAAUUCCAGAAAUAGAAUCAACUUAGAAGAGCACUAUCAAUAGUAGAGAAUACACUAACUCAUCUAAACAUAAGACUGAGGAUUAUUAAAAAUUAUUGAAGGAGAACUUGAUACUUCAAAAGAAAGUAUGCAAAUUAGAAUAAAAGGUAUUUAUUUAGAUAUAUUAGAUUUUGGAAUUGUAAUAACUUAAUUAAUAAUUAUUAAAUUUAUCAAAGUCAUGUGAUUGUCACUUAUCACAAAUAAGUGAAUUAGAAUAAGGAAUUUAUAAUAUUAAUUAAAUUUAAGAUAUAGUGAAUCCUUUAUAAAUGUAAAAUGUAGAUCAUUUAAAUAUAUAAUCAAGAGGAGAACAAUAAAAAAAGAGAUCAUCUUAUUGUUAAGAAUAUUCAGAUAUAAAACCUUAAAAUUUAUUUGAUUAUCAAAAUUCGAACCUAAUAAUUGAAUAACUAAUUGAACAAUAUCAAAUAAAUGCAUAAGAAUUGGCAGUAUUCAAAGGUUUAACAAAAGUGAUGGAACAAAAGAGUUUGCCUAUUCCUUCAGUACUUAAAACAUUAUCUUUAGUUAUUAAUAAAUGA
Paramecium pentaurelia is the source of this 1080-nucleotide messenger RNA. NCBI's taxonomy places the organism in Eukaryota, Ciliophora, Oligohymenophorea, Peniculida, Parameciidae. The record is from the annotation of a GenBank genome assembly.